CCACGGUGUUUUCUACGACGAAAUUGUUGAUAUUAGUGGAAAAAAUGCAAAGAAAUCUCCUGAGAAGUCUCAAAUUAGUCCCCCUGGGGGCUCGUCACACUCCCAGACAAUUCACCACAAUCAGUUCCUCACAAAUACCCAGGAAGCUUCUCGCAGGACGAAAUAAAUUCCACAUAAUGCCCAUUCGAGGUAUGUUCAUUCAAACGCAGGAAACUCCAAAUCCCGACAGCUUGAAAUUUCUUCCUGGACGGGAUGUUCUCGGUACGGGCAACACUAUGGAUUUCCCAUCAAUCGGCAGUGCUACCGGAAGUCCACUGGCAAAACUCCUAUUUCGCGUUGAAGGCGUCAAAGCAGUCUUCUUCGGGGGAGACUUUAUUACAAUCUCCAAGACGGAAGAAGCUGAAUGGGGCAUCCUGAAAGCCGAAUUGUUUGCAGUAAUAAUGGAUUUCUUUGCCAGUGGCCUUCCAAUUCUCACAGGAGCUACCCCCAAUAGUGAUAAAACACAAAUUAAUGACGAUGACGAUGAGACUGUGAUGAUGAUCAAGGAGUUGCUGGACACACGAAUCCGUCCAACAGUGCAGGAAGAUGGUGGAGAUCUUAUUUUUAUGGGCUACAAAGAUGGGGUGGUUCAGCUAAAAAUGCAAGGAUCAUGCUCUUCCUGUCCAAGUUCAAUCGUCACCCUGAAGAAUGGUGUGCAGAACAUGUUACAAUUCUACAUCCCGGAAGUUGUGGCUGUUGAGCAGGUGUCAGAGCCAUCGGAUGAAGUUUCAGACAAAGUUUUUGAAUCGCUGGAGAAGAAUCUGAAAGUCAAGGAGAAAGAUUGAGCAAUUAUAUUGACCAAAAAAUAGACGAAAUAGAAUUGUUGAUUAUU
Molecule: messenger RNA, 871 nt
Organism: Lutzomyia longipalpis
Lineage: Eukaryota; Metazoa; Arthropoda; Insecta; Diptera; Psychodidae
Product: NFU1 iron-sulfur cluster scaffold homolog, mitochondrial-like
Exons: 2
Coding region: 45-824 (259 amino acids)
Biological process (GO): iron-sulfur cluster assembly
Cellular component (GO): mitochondrion
Molecular function (GO): iron ion binding; iron-sulfur cluster binding
Source: RefSeq, a predicted model, not a curated record